Molecule: messenger RNA, 1944 nt
Organism: Cuscuta epithymum
Lineage: Eukaryota; Viridiplantae; Streptophyta; Magnoliopsida; Solanales; Convolvulaceae
Source: the annotation of a GenBank genome assembly
CUCUCAAUGAGUCAAUGGGGUCCUAACCCGGCGAUAGACUCCCACGGAUCUUCGGCUUCUGCAGUGGGAUCAUCGUCUGUGAGAUCCACAAUUUCGGUGGAGUGAGGGUCUGAAUCGAGCUUCAUCUUCUUCGAACGGGCCCUGCGUCAGAUGGAGUGACGGAAAGGGAUUGCUGGACGAGAUGCCCUGCCUCAACCCCGAUCUUCCCCUUCCCCUUAUCAACUUGGAUGGGCACGAGGGGAGUCCUGGUGUUACGGCUAGCACCCUUUUUGCUUCAUUGCGAGGGGAUCCUCAAACUUGGCUGGAAAGGUGUUCCACCAAUCCAGCAAUGGAGAACUGACUUGGAGGAGGAGGAAGAAUAAGCUCUCCUCCCAUCCAUCAGGGUUCAGGGCAUUGUUUGUAAACAAUAUCCGCCCCGGACGGGCAGUCAAACCAAGAUAGCCACCCCUCUCCAAAUGGUAUCCUAAAGAAAUGAAGAAAUAAGUCAUGGUCGGGAUGACAUCCGCCCUGUGACACCUAACGAUGAACCCCGCCAUGAGCCGGAAAGCGCCUGGGACGAACUGAGCGCGCAAAGCCAGAAUAUGACAGAAGAACUCCAUGAAGAAAACCUCAAGCCGAUUAGGACUGAAUUGAGAUGACGAGCACAUGCCUCACGAAAUGCUGCAAGGGGUGACGGAUGAAAGACGCAGUCCAAACCUAAGAGGGCAGGAGGACUUGGCGAAUCAUGGUGAUGGCACUAAUGGACAAGCACCGUCUCUGACGCCGAACGGUGGAGAAAUUAAGGGCAAAUCGGGGAGGCUUAGCUUGGCCGACAUCCCUCGAUUAUAAUACUUCUAGUCAUCACCCGAGAGACACCCGUCAUCUGAAAGGUCCUCUAAGUGACUUGGCGUUGAGCCAGAUUCGGGGACAGACCUCGUCCCGGACGGGCUUGUGCCAUUCUGAGGCUUGCGGGAGAGUCCCAUAGGGUUCAAGCAUAUGGAUACGGACAAGCCCGAGCACUUCGACACAACUCAAAUUUGGUAAAUGGGACUAACCUAAAACUUUGCCACCAUUGGCGGCAUGAAUGCUUCUAGGGUGCCACCAGGGAGGUUGCGACCACCGCCAGUUGGAUCCCUUGCGCAUCUAGUUUCUGGUCCAUCAGGGCCUGUUCGACCUCAACCUCUGUCAGAUGAUCGACACUUGAUUUGUUCAUUUUGGCGGGGACGCAAUCCGACAGCAACAAUCAGUCCUUACAAUUUUCAACGCGAUUUUCACCUUGGGUCAUCCGGAAACCGCGUCUCUCUGUGCUUUAGUGCUGGGGUAAAGCUGCGUACAUUCGACCCCCUUACCCCCACCGUAGUUGGAGCAUUUGCGGCAUUGGGGCAUGAGUGUAUUUUCUCUUGUCUAGUAGAAUGGGAGGGCAUUAAAAAGAUUGUAGGCAAUGCAUCAGUACUUGUUAUGUUGGAAAUGUACCAGUUCCUCUUCUCUGCAUUAAUGCAUUGACGAUCCAGUUUGUACGACAUAAGCAUUUCCAUGGGAUGAGCGCAGGCAGUUUCAACUUUCAAAUGAUGUGGAGAAUGAGCAGCCUUCAAUCUCUUUUUUGCUAUGAUAAGUCUAUGUCUAAGGAGGUUAUAGAGAAGUAGAGAACCCCUCUGGGGCUAGCAUUGCAUGCGAAGAAUAUUGGAAACAAAUCUCUCCUUGUGGUGGUUGUAAAGCAGCAGGUGGUGUAUUAUGUAUAUGUAGCAUGUGUUCUGGUUCAGGCCUAGAUGUUGAUUCUAUCAUGGAAUAUGAAGGGGUUAUUGUUAAAGUAAAAUCCUUAGGUAAAUUUUUAUUUUGUCACAUCACUUCCAUUUUAUUUGUAUACUCUAAGAUGGUGGACAGAUCGCAAAAGUCUUUAACUGUUGUGAUGCAUGUUUGUGUGAUUAUGUAUGCUGGAAAUCAUUCAUUGUUGUCUUAUUGCAACCU